This is a messenger RNA of Neogale vison (American mink), 3672 nucleotides long. RefSeq names its product von Willebrand factor A domain containing 5B1 (gene VWA5B1). Lineage: Eukaryota; Metazoa; Chordata; Mammalia; Carnivora; Mustelidae. The transcript has 21 exons. The record is from RefSeq and is a predicted model, not a curated record. The coding region runs from base 1 to 3672 and encodes 1223 amino acids.
AUGCCAGGUCUGCUGAACCAGAUCACAGGGGCAGCCCUGCCCCUCACCGCCUCUGACGUCACCUCCUUCGUCAGUGGUUACGCUCUGGGUCUGACUGCCUCUCUCACCUAUGGCAACCUGGAAGCCCAGCCCUUCCAGGGCCUCUUCGUGUACCCACUGGAUGAAUACACCACGGUGAUUGGCUUUGAGGCGGUCAUUGCCGACCGGGUAGUGACAGUACAGAUCAAGGACAAAGCCAAGUUGGAUAACUCCCAUUUUGAGGGCACCCGUGUCCGAGCCACCUCUGUCACAGGGAACGCUCUGCAGGAGGCAAUGUCUGCCAUCCCUCCUUCCUGCACACCAGGGAAGCUGGCUUUGGAUGAGGAUUUGGAGCGGAUUCUGUUUGUGGUCAACCUGGGGACCAUUGCCCCUAUGGAGAAUGUCACCGUCUUUGUCAGCACCUCCUCGGAGCUCCCGACACUGCCCAGCGGGGCUGUGCGGGUCCUGCUGCCUGCUGUCUGCGCCCCGACCGUGCCUCAGUUCUGCACGGAGAGCAUCGGCCCCUCCACCCAACAGGCCCAAGGGAAAGACAAGCAUUGCUUUGGCACCCGUUCCUUGGACUCCUGGAGCAAACUGUGCCUGGCGACUCUCCUAGAUACCGACGUGUCCAACCCCAUGGAGUAUGAGUUCAACUUCCAGCUGGAGAUCCGUGGGCCGUGCCUGCUCGCAGGGGUGGAGAGUCCCACCCAUGAGAUCCGAGCCGACGCUGCCCCAUCCGCACGAUCGGCCAAGAGCAUCAUUAUCACCUUGGCCAACAGGCACACUUUCGACCGGCCGGUGGAGAUCCUCAUCCAUCCCAGCGAGCCCCACAUGCCACACGUCCUGAUGGAGAAAGGGGACAUGACCCUGGGAGAGUUUGAGCAGCACUUGAAAGGAAGAACAGAGUUCAUUAAAGGAAUGAAGAAGGACAGCAGGGCAGAGAGACAGACAGAAAUCAUCCGGAAACGCCUCCACAAGGACAUUCCCCACCACUCCGUCAUCAUGCUCAACUUCUGCCCUGACCUUCAGUCAGUCCAGCCGAACCUGAGAAAGACCCAUGGGGAGUUUAUCUUCCUCAUUGACAGGAGCGGCAGCAUGAGUGGAACCAACAUCCACCGUGUCAAGGAUGCCAUGCUGGUAGCUCUUAAGAGCCUCAUGCCAGCCUGUCUCUUCAAUGUCAUUGGGUUUGGAUCCACAUUUAAGACUCUCUUCCCUUCCAGUCAGACCUACAGUGAGGAGAGCGUGGCCAUGGCCUGUGAUAACAUCCAGAGAAUGCGUGCUGACAUGGGGGGCACCAACAUUCUUUCCCCGCUCAAGUGGAUCAUCCGUCAGCCAGUGCGCCGAGGCCACCCACGGCUUCUCUUCCUGAUCACCGACGGUGCCGUCAACAACACCGGCAAGGUGCUAGAACUGCUGCGAAACCAUGCCUUCUCCACCAGGUGCUAUAGCUUUGGAAUUGGACCCAACGUCUGCCACAGACUGGUGAGAGGGCUGGCAACUGUAUCCAAGGGCAGUGCUGAGUUUCUGAUGGAGGGGGAACGGCUCCAACCCAAGAUGAUCAAAUCUCUGAAGAAGGCCAUGGCCCCAGUCCUGAGUGAUGUAACUGUGGAGUGGGUCUUCCCUGAGACCACCGAGGUCCUGAUCUCACCUGUGAGCACCAGCUCCCUCUUCCCCGGAGAGCGGCUGGUGGGAUAUGGCAUUGUGUGUGAUGCCUCCUUAUACAUCUCCCAUCCCAGAUCUGACAAGAGGAGACGAUACAGCAUGCUUCACUCCCAGGGGUCCAGUAGCUCUGUCUUCUACCAAUCCCAGGAUGAGGGGCCCAGCCCUGAUGCCAGAAACUCUGCCAAGAGCAUGGGGUCACACUUCAACCUCAGGCAGCCCAAAGAUGCCCAGCCAACCACUGGAGAUGCCACCACUAAUCCUGCUCUAGACUUCUCCCAGCGACGGCGGGCGUACAGCACCAACCAGAUCACCCACCACAAGCCCUCCCCAAGGGCUCCCACAGCAAGCGACCCCACAGUGCCUGCCAAGAGAUACCCACUUCGGAAAGCCAAGCUGCAGGACCUCACCAACCAGAGCAUCACAGAUGCCCCUUGGUGGCAGAUUGAUCUGCAGCCCUUGCUGAACAGUGGUCUGGACCUGAGCCAGGGCCCCAGACUCCGGGGCCCAGGGGCCCGAAGGCCCUCUCUGCUGCCCCAAGGCUGCCAACCCAGCCUGCCCUCCAGCCAGGAGGCCCAGACCUGGAGCCCCAUGAAAGAGCAAGAUCUUGGGUCUAGCCUGAAGCUUGCCUCAGACAGACGUAGCCCUGGGGACCUGGAACCGUCCCAUCACCCUUCCGCCUUCGAGACUGAGACGUCCUCGGACUGGGAGGCCCCUGCAGAGUCCGAGGAGCGGAUCAAUCCCGGCAGGCCCCCCACUCCAGGCCCGGUGCUGGGCAAGGCCGUGGUCAAGGGCUUGCGUGACAGUCAACGUUUGCAGUGGGAAGUGACCUUUGAGCUGGGGCCCCCCGGCCCGGAGCGGGGAGGGGCACACGACGCUGACCUGUGGAGCGAGACCUUCCACCACCUGGCGGCCCGCGCCAUCAUCCGCGACUUCGAGCAGCUGGCGCAGCGCGAAGGCGAGAUCGAGCCAGGGUCCAGCCGCCGUUAUCAGGCGAACGCUGUGCACACCAGUAAAGCCUGCAAUGUCAUCAGCAAGUAUACAGUCUUCAUGCCAGUGGACGUGAGCAAGAGCCGGUACCUGCCCACCGUGGUGGGGUACCCCAACUCUGGUGCCGUAUGGCGGAUGGUCAACUCUCAGGUCCUGACCCGACAGAGGAGGGGCCCGGCUGCUGGCUUCGGACGGUCUCAGACCCUGCUCGGGGAAGACUCGGCAGCAGGAGAUGAUGAGGAAGAAAGCCCCACUGCACCCUUCGGUGAGACCACGUCCCCGGGCCGCGAGAAGUACGUUGCUUCUGAAGGUCCCCUGCGCAGUCUGGCCACCAAUACCCUUUCUUCCUUCAAGACCUCAGACUCUCUCUUUGGAUCCAGGCUGAGUCUGAGCAAGUCCAGGCUGCUGACUCGGGCAGCCAAGGGCUUCCUGAACAAGCCACUGACCAAGGCUCCAGAGUCAAGCCCAGGGACCCAGAGUUUCGACUACAUCCCGCUGGUGUCUCUGCAGCUGGCCUCCGGAGCCUUCCUGCUCAACCAAGCCUUCUGCGAGGCCGUCCACAUCCCCAUGGAGAAGCUCAAGUGGACCUCACCCUUCACCUGCCACCGAGUGUCCCUCACCGCCCGCCAGCCGGAGUCUAAGACCCCGAGUCCCCAGGGGUGCACCAGCCCCUCCGUGCGGCUCCCCUCCUGCGACAGCCUCUCCCCGGAGCCUCUGGCAGAGGGCAAGCCAGGCUGGGAGCCCAGGGCUGUGGUAGAACACACGGGGAAGCUGUGGGCCACCGUGGUGGCGCUGGCGUGGCUGGAGCACAGCUCGGCCUCCUACUUUGUGGAGUGGGAGCUGGUGGCCGCCAAAGCGAACUCAUGGCUGGAACAGCAGGAGGUACCCGAGGGCCGCACGCGGGGCACCCUCAAGGCAGCUGCCCGCCAGCUGUUUGUGCUCCUGCGGCACUGGGACGAGAACCUGGAGUUCAACAUGCUUUGCUAUAACCCGAAUUACGUGUAG